UCAGAAUCCAACCACCAAGGCAGAACAGAGCGCCAGGUGCAUGAAGAUUUUCUCCAAGGACCAAUGCGAUUCGAGAUGCAGGCUGGAAUGCUCCUACCACUGCUGCUGCUGCUGCUGUUGCCAACUGCCCAAGUCUGGGCCAUGCCUGUGGACAGUGGCCUUGACUGGACCCAGUGCCAGCAGCUCUCCCAGCAGCUCUGCACGCUGGCCUGGAAUGCACAUCCGCUAGGGGCACAUGUGGUGAGUGACUCUGUGUUAGUGGGACCUCCAAGCCCCAAGGCUGUGAGAGGCAUCACUUUUGGCCUUAGGGGGAAGGCAGAGGGAGGGUUCAAGGUCAUCUGGGAGUUGGAGGUGGGGUUCCUGGGAGACUCACUGAAGUGCCAAUCCAGAUGGGGCUCCGAGGUUCUUAUUGUCUCUAUUUCUUCCCUAUUCCUUCUUUCGUCCCAGGACCUAAGAGAAGAGGGCGAUGAAGAGACUUCCGGUGAUAUUGUCCCCCGUAUCCAGUGUGAGGAUGGCUGUGACCCCCAAGGACUCAGGGACAACACUCAGUCCUGCCUGCGGAGGAUCCGUCAAGGUCUCAGGUUUUACGAAAAGUUGCUGGGCUCGGACAUAUUCAUAGGGGAGCCGGAUCUAUUCCCUGAUGGCCCCGUGGGUCAGCUUCAUGCCUCACUCCUGGGCCUUAGCCAACUUCUUCAGCCCAAGGAUCGCCAUCAGGAGACUCACCCAACCACAAGCCUCAGUCAGAGCCAACCAUGGCAGCGCCCCCUUCUCCGCUUCAAGAUCCUGCGCAGCCUACAGGCCUUUCUGGCUGUGGCUGCUCGGGUCUUUGCUCAUGGGGCGGCCACCCUGAGCCCCUAGAGCCACCAGCCCAAGGAUGGCACCCUGUGCUCUCAGCUUGGCAGUGCUGAUGCUGCUGACCUGUGACUAAGCUGAGUAUUUAUUAGGUGGGAGGGGAGACUUUGGGAUUAUUUAUUAUCAUGGGAGCAGCUUGUGGGGGAUUAUUUAUUAUAUUUAUGCUUUUUAAUAAAGACUUAUUUAUGUGGCUAUGGGGUAUAGCUUCUACUCUCGGUUGGGAACCAAGGGCCAGGGGAGUAUGAUACAUCCCUUGCGUCUCCCCUGAAGGGCUCAAGGCCUCAGGAGUCCCUGGCACAAAUGGGCAUCUUCGUGGUGUAAACUGCUGUGUGGCUGAGCAAAUAGAAGGGGAUCACAACAGUUCUGAGAUGACACAGUGGGGGUACACCUGGGGGUCUCUUGCUCCUUGAGACACUGGCUCCCCAGCUCUCCUGGCUGAAGACAGGAGCCCUAAACACUGUAGCAUCCAAGGUC
Ochotona princeps (American pika) is the source of this 1326-nucleotide messenger RNA. RefSeq names its product interleukin 23 subunit alpha (gene IL23A). Gene Ontology annotation, molecular function: cytokine activity. Lineage: Eukaryota; Metazoa; Chordata; Mammalia; Lagomorpha; Ochotonidae. The record is from RefSeq and is a predicted model, not a curated record. The coding region runs from base 64 to 858 and encodes 264 amino acids. Gene Ontology annotation, cellular component: extracellular region; interleukin-23 complex. The transcript is spliced from 3 exons. Gene Ontology annotation, biological process: immune response; positive regulation of T cell proliferation; positive regulation of T-helper 17 cell lineage commitment.